This is a messenger RNA of Zootoca vivipara (common lizard), 7659 nucleotides long. NCBI's taxonomy places the organism in Eukaryota, Metazoa, Chordata, Lepidosauria, Squamata, Lacertidae. The record is from RefSeq and is a predicted model, not a curated record.
GAUUCGAACCGCCGACCUUCUGAUCAGCAAGCCCUAGGCUCAGUGGUUUAACCCACAGAGCCACCUGGGUCCCAAUGUUAAAGGUUUUAACCCUGAGUAAAAGCUGCCUCCUACUUGGUCAUCUGACCUGAGAGCAGGUGUGUAGGACUCUCCAGGAUUUUAGCCUGAGGACAUUCCCAGCUCUACCUGGAGAUGCCAGGAAUUGAACCUGGGACACCAGAGGAGCCUUGCUGGAUCAGGUGAGUGGCCCGCCUGUUCCAGCAUCUUGUUCUCACAGGGGCCGAGCAGGAUCCGAACCCAAGAGCCAUUGCUGCCUCUGACUCAGAGCUCAGCUGUCAUGGCCAGUAGCUUUAUCUUCCUCCAUCCAUUUGUCCAGUCCUUUUUAAAAGAGCCAGUGUGGUGUAGUGGUUAAGAGUGGUAGACUUGUAAUCUGGGAAGCCGGGUUCGGUCUCCGCUCCUCCACAUGCAGCUGCUGGGUGACCUUGGGCUAGUCACACUUCUCUGAAGUCUCUCAGCCCCACUCACCUCACAGAGUGUCAGUUGUGGGGGAGGAGGGGAAAGGAGAUUGUUAGCCGCUUUGAGACUCCUUCGGGUAGUGAUAAAGCAGGAUAUCAAAUCAAAACUCUUCUAAAAGCCACCUGGCUCGGCGGUCCGUUCCUGCGCCCUGUGGCAGGGAGUUCCGUAGUUUUAACUUCUGCAUGUGUAGCAGGUUCUCUGCCGCUGACUCCUUACCGAAGUCUGCCGGCGGCUCAGAUUUGCUAAAGCUGGGAAAUUUGAGGGACGUAGCUGGCAUGCCUUUGCGAGAGAGCAUGCCUUUGCGAAAACCCAGAGCCGGCUGAAGCAGGAACAGGAGGAGAUGGAGAUGGGCUUUGGCAUGUCUGCGAGGUAGCCGAGGGGGAACGAGGCCUGCAGGGCCGCCAGCCAGUGCGGGAGCCAAGACUUGUGUGCUGGGUCCUGGGUCCUGGGACGUAAGCCUUGGCUUGCGUGCCACAGCUGUUCCUGGCAGCGGUGCCAAAGGAGAGAUGUACAUGGCUUGCACGCUUGGAAGCUGCAUCCCCGAGGCUUCCGGUUGGUGCCGGAAUCGAGGCUUGCUCUCCAGCCUCCUCUUUUGCAGCUGGGAAAACAAUGCGGCUUCGACAACCUCGCCGUGCGCAUAUCUGGGGUUAGAGGGAUGAUGCUCCCAAUUUCUGGGUCGUUUUAAGAAUUCAGCAGCAAGCCAGGGAUGGAGAGAAAUUCCACGUCUUUUUUGUUGUCGUUGUUGCUGCUGCCUUGGUGACCACCAGGUGACUGGGAUUUUUUAUUUUCUUUUUUUAAUCUCCGGCUGUAGAGUCCAAAGUGACAGCUUCUUUGCUUCUUGGAGCCUGCUCUUGGCUUCCUGAAAAAUAAUUGAGAAAAGUCAUGGGGGCCCUUGAAAGAUGAAUGGAUGUGUUGUGGCGCCGAGGGCUCUGUCAAAUUUGGGAAGCUUUUUCAGGGCCCCCAAACUCUCUGCUAGCCUGACUCUCCCUUCUCUGCAGGCUGGAAAUAAAGGGUCGCUCUGAUGUUAAAAGGAGGCUGAGCUUCUGAUCUUGGCCCCCGCAGAUAGAAGGCUGGAUGUGGCCCUUUGAUUGAGCUUCUCUUUAGAAGAGCCGGGAAUCUGUGCCCAGUCCAGGAGAAGUUAAGCAGGGCACCCUCGCCUGGCUCGGAGAGCGGGUAGAAAAGGCUCUUUGUCUGCCGGAAGAAUAGGCCAGAAUUUUCCCCUUACAUUCAGACCUUCCCACAAACAUUUCUGCUCCUGCUACGAGGCCGAGGGGGACCUGGCUGCUCCCUGGCGAAGCGCGCGGUCAGCAGGGACGGAUCGGUGCCAGGUUUUGCUUUGAUUUCCAGGAAGCCACCACCCCUUUCCCGUGGGCUGCCAGGUGCGGCUGCCGUCGUUUGGGGUCCAGCGAAGACUGAGGAGCUGGAGGGAUGAAGUGAGGCCUCGGUGGGUGCCCCUCCCCGGUGCCAUGGCGGAUGGGGCCUCGCUCCCCAUGGGGGACUGGCUGCGUGCCCUCCACCUGGAGCAGUACGCUGAGAACUUCGAGCGGAACGAGCUGUGGCGUGUGUCGGACUGCCAGCACCUGUCGGACGAGGCCCUGACCCGCCUGGGCAUCCUUCUCCCAGGGCACCGCCGGCGCAUCCUCUCUGGGCUCCUGAAGGCCUUCACGGAGGCGCUGCCUGCCAUGGAUGCCCCCAAACUGCCCCCCAGGAGGCCGGUCCCCAUGAAACGCAACAUCUUCCGCGCCGGCGCUGCGGCUGCUGCUUCCUCCACGAAGCAGGAGGCUGGGAGCGACUCGGCGACAGAAGCGUCGCCUCCUCGCCAGCAGCUGGAGACAGCACCCACCCCGCCGCCCAUCCCUCCCCGGACGAGCUGUCACCCGCCGGUGAAGUUUUCCUCUACUGCUACGUCUGAACUUCCCGCAGGCCCUUCUCUUUUGGAGUUUACGUCCCCGGCGAUGCCGCCGGCGAGGGGCAGGCUCAGCCCGGAUGCUGCGGCUGCGGAAGAGAUGGCGAACCCUCCCCUGCCCCCUCUGCCUGCCAAGCGCCACCAUCUGGAGGGGAAGCCCCCCACCCAAAAGGCCCCUCCGGUGCCCAGCCGCCCUCCCACGCUGCCCCCCAGAGGCCCAAGCCAGAAAGCAGCAGCCAGUCCUCCUGUGAAAGACCACCUGCAAGACCCCGAGCAGCCACCUGCCCUCUUUCCCCGCCUGAACAUCGCGGAGCAGACCGGCAUCCCUGAGCCACCUUUGAAGCCCCCCCUCCUCUUCCAUACGGACUUUGAUGAUUCUGAUUAUGAAGAUCCCCCGUUUGAGGAGGAAACAGAAGCUCUGGCAGAGGAAAUGACUGACAAGGAGGACGUGGCGGUGGAGUCGACACCGCAGAAACGUCGCUCUGCCCGGUUCAGCAGCCUGAUGAGCGAAGACGAGCUGAUUGAGGAUUAUUUCAAAGAGGAAUCCCCCACCAACAGCAACCACUGGAAUGACUGCGGGCUGAACUCGUACGCCGGCAGCGCUCUGUCCUUUGGCGCCUUGAGCCUCCACGCUGACGGGAUGAACAGGACAGACUCGCCCUCUCAGCUCUCGCCCGUCGUCAAGGCGGGCUGGCUGGAUAAGAACCCGCCGCAGGGGACCACACUGCUGACCCACAGAGCACCCCAGCUAACAGUCUUUUCCGGCUCCAGGUCCUAUAUCUACCAGAAGCGAUGGGUGAAAUUGGAUAGCGACAACCUCCGCUACUUUGACAGUGAGAAGGAUGUUUACUCCAAACGCCUCAUCCCCAUAUGCUGUAUUACCCGUGUGGCCAGUAUCGGGGACCAGAAAUUUGAGGUGAUCACCAACAACCGGACCUUUGCUUUCCGGGCGGAGAGUGAUGCGGAUCGCAACGAGUGGAUCAGGGCCCUUCAGAAGAUAGUGGACGAGAAGAAGUCGAGGUGUUUGGAAAGAGCGUCCGUCUUCCAGGUGCCCAGCGGCAGUUUUGACUCCAUGGACAAGAGCGGCCUCUUGGAGCUGCGGGGAUUUAAAAACAGGCUAUACGUUGUGGUGGCCGGGGAGAAAGUUUUCCUCUACAAGAACGCAGAGGACUUCCGCCUGGGCAUCGGGAUCACCUACAUCGAAAUGAAUGUGGGCAAUGUCAAGGAUGUGGACAGAAGGGGCUUUGACUUGACCACACCCUACCGGAUCUUCAGCUUCAUUGCAGAAUCCGACCAGGAGAAGGAGGAAUGGGUGGAGGCUAUGCAACAGUCCAUCGCCGAGGCGCUUUCCAACUUCGAGGUGGCUGAGAGGAUUUGGAAGGUGGAAGAAAACUGCUUCUGCGCUGACUGUGGCUCCCCAAAACCUGACUGGGGCUCCAUCAACCUCUGUGUGGUCAUCUGCAAGAGAUGCGCAGGAGAACAUCGCGGGCUUGGACCCAACGUCACCAAAGUACGGAGCCUCAAGAUGGACAAGAAAGUCUGGACGGAGGAGCUGAUUGAGCUUUUCCUGCAGAUCGGUAACGCAGUGGCCAACCAGUUCUGGGCGGCCAACGUCCCCCCCAGCGAGGCAGUCCACCCCAGGAGCGACAGCCAGGAAAGGCGCCGCUUCCUCGUGGCAAAGUACAGAGAAGGGAAAUACCGGCGCUACCACCCGCUCUUUGGCAACCAGGAAGAGCUCAACAAGGCUCUGUGCGCAGCCGUGACCACCAGUGACCUGGCGGAGACGCUCUCCCUCUUGUUCUGCGGUGCCGAAGUCAACUGCUACACGGGGGACCCCGACUACCCGUCGCCCAUCGCCUUAGCGGAGCAGGCCGGCCAGAGGUUGCAGGUGGAGUUUCUGCUGCACAACAAGACCUCCGAGACCCCUCAGCUGGACAUGGGCACCAACAUAGAGAAGCACUACUCCAUCUUCCUGCCUUCUGUCGCUCACAACGGCUUCCUCUUCAAGGCACCCUCCAUGGCCAAGCUGGUCCACGAACGGAAAUCCCGGGAAGAAUUCAGCCGCCGCUGGUGUCGCCUCCAUGAGGGCGUCUUCAGCUACUACGACAACAACACCAGCACUGUGCCCAAUGGGGAGAUCCGGAUGCAGGAGGUGGCCUGCCUGGUGAAUAACCCCCCGGAGGCCCACGGGUUCGCCAGCACUUUCGAGGUCUAUAUAGAAGCGGAGAGGCUCUACCUCUUUGGGCUGGACUGUCCCGAAGCCAUCCGGGAGUGGGUCAAGUGCAUUGGAAAGUCCUUCGUCCCCCCGGGUGCCGACGGCUUGCUUUCCCGCGACUUUGAGCGCCUCGGGCGGCUGCAGUACAAGGGCGGCCUGAACCUGGAGCGGGCCAAGGAGGGCUGGUUUGCGCUGGCGCAGGGCACCCUCUAUGCCUACCUGGAAGGCAGCGAGAAGGAGGAGGCCGUGCACCUGAGGAAGCUGCAAGAGCUGUCCAUCCAGGGAGACAAUGAAGUUCUCGUGCUGGUGGAGAGGAGAAGGACGCUCUACAUCCAAGGCGAGAGGAAACUGGACUUCCUGGGCUGGGUCAACGCCAUCCAAAAGGCGGCUGGAAGCUCUGGGGACACCUUGUCCGAACAACAGCUCACAGACACAGACGUCCCCCUCAUUGUGGACCGAUGCAUCGAUUACAUCACGCAGUGCGGGCUGACCUCGGAAGGGAUCUAUCGGAAGAGCGGACAGAACUCCAAGACGACAGGCCUCUUGGAGAUCCUCCGCAAAGACGCCCGCCGGGUCCGGCUCAAGGAAGGGGAGCACCAGGUGGACGACGUGGCCAACACCCUCAAGAGGUUCUUCCGGGACGUGGAAGACGGGCUCUUCACCAAAGAUUCCUCCCCGGCCUGGCUGAAGGCAACAGCCAUCGAAGACGACAAGGAGAAGGUCGGCCGCUAUCGGAAGCUCCUCAACAGCCUCCCUGCGGUCAACAGAGCCACGGUGAAAGCGCUGAUCAAUCACCUGUACAGGGUCCAGUGCUUCUCGGACAUGAACCAGAUGACCACACACAACCUGGCCAUUGUCUUUGGGCCGACACUCUUCCAGACGGACGGCAAGGACUACAAGGCGGGGCGCGUGGUGGAGGACCUCAUUCGGUGCUACGUGGACAUUUUCAGCGUGGACGAGGAGGAGAUGAGGAAGCAGCAGGAGGAGAUCACGGCCAUCAUGAAGAUGCGUGAGGCCGGUUCCUCUAGUGCAACUCAGCAAGCUGGAGACUUCAUCUGCACAGUGUACCUGGAGGAGAAGAAGACGGAAGCAGAGCAGCACAUCAAGAUCCCGGCCACCAUGACUGCGGAAGAACUGACCUUCGAAAUCUUGGACCGGCGGAAAAUCGUCAUGAAGGAGAAAGAGUUCUGGAGCUGCUUCGAAGUCAAUGAGCGGGAGGAGGCAGAACGGCCUCUGCACUACAGCGAGAAGGUCCUUCCCAUCCUGCACAGCCUGGGCAAGGACAGCUACCUGGUGGUGAAAAAGCAGCUCUCGAUGGAGAACAUGCUCCUCUAUCUAGCCAGCAAGGUGGGCGACAGCAAGCAUGGCAUGAUGAAGUUCCGGGAGGAGAAGAACGUGCUGGGCGUGGGGCUCAGCACCGGCUUCCACGACCGAUACUUCAUCCUCAACAGCAGCUGCCUGCGCCUCUACAAGGAAGUCCGGAGCCACAAACCAGAGAAAGAAUGGCCAGUGAAGAACCUGAAGAUCUACCUGGGAAUAAAGAAGAAAGUCCGUCCUCCGAGCUGCUGGGGGUUCACCGUCUUCUUUGAGAAUGAGAAGCUGGAGAAGCAGCAAUGGUAUCUCUGCUGUGACACGCAGAUGGAGUUGCGGGGCUGGUUUGCCACCUUCCUCUCUGUGCAGCACGGCGGGAACAUCUGGCCGCCGGAGUCCUCCAAGGUUCGGGCAUCCCGGACACAGCAGGAUUCCCGGCUGGGGAACAUCUCCCUGAUCCCUCUGCGAGGAAACGAGAACGAGAUGAGGAACAGCGUUGCGGCAUUCGCAGCCGACCCCCUGACGGAUGGUUGGCCAAAGUCCUAGGAGGUGAAGGAGCUGUCCAAAAACGAAGAGCCCUUGGCUGGUCCAGCGGGAAAGGAAGGGGGGGGGAUGCUCAGGAACAAAGCCUGCCCUCUGGGGGACUCCGCAUCUCCUUGCAAGGCUGAGCCAAGGACUCCCAAAGGGAAUGAGGGAGGUUUCUUCAAAGACAGCCCUGGAGACGCUGGGAAAUUGAUAAGCCGACUGGAGAAGGAGCACCGUGAACCCAAGACAACCCCCCGGGAGGAUGCUGCACCUCUGAUCAACAUGUGCCAAAUUCCCUACCGAACCAGCAUCGCUCCUGCCCCCUGUCCUUUCCUGGUGGCUUUCGCCACGGGCGCCACUCGCCCACUGCAUCUUUCUUCUUUUGGAUUGCGCAGGAACCGUGGGACGCCUCCCCUGGCCACGGAAGGACAGCAUGGAUUCUGAGCCCUCUCUGGAGGCGCUCCAGGGCUUUGCCAACCAACUUUUUUGUUCUCCUUGAGAAACGGGGGGCAGAGAGGAUUGUGACCAUUUUGGAUCCGGCCGAGGACUUCCUGGCAGAAUCCCUGGCAGUAUCACACAGGAAAAUCCUGCCGGAUCAGGCCAGUGACUCGUCUAGCCCUGCAUCCUGUUCUCGCAGGCGCCAAGCAGAUGCCUCGGGGGGGGGGGGGGACAGCAAGCAGGAUUUGAACACGAGAGCGCACUUGCUUUGUGGGGACUGGUAUUCAGAAGCAUCUCUGCUUCCUGCUCUCGCUCCGGAGAGCUGGCAGGAGAAAUGCUCUUGGCCGCCUUCCUCUGCCCUCUCUCCACGUGGCUUUUUGCCAACCCCUUUGCCUUGACCUGGCGGGUCGACCUGUUGCGGUCGCGGGUGCUGAGAACUUCUGUCCAUCUCCCUCGACAAGACUGGGUGCUCGUUUUUGGUACCCGGGUGGAUGGAGGAGGGAUAAAGGAGCAUCGCCAGAGCCACCGAGCAGCAGCGCUGGGUGCAAAGAGGUGCUUCUCGCCCACCUCUGUUUGGACAGGGAGGAGGCCAGCGAGGCUUAAUGCCUGGGAAAAUCCCCCUGCCUUCUUCGUCUGAUGCUGGGAAACUGGGGGGAAAGCAGGCAGGCAGAAUCUUUCCUUAAGAGCAACACCUCUUCUUGUCGUCGUCUUUUUUUGUAAUGUUAAUAAAUACCAUUGGAGAAUCCUG